Messenger RNA from Rhinolophus ferrumequinum (greater horseshoe bat), 3249 nucleotides. RefSeq names its product von Hippel-Lindau tumor suppressor (gene VHL). The coding region runs from base 74 to 733 and encodes 219 amino acids. The record is from RefSeq and is a predicted model, not a curated record. The transcript has 3 exons. NCBI's taxonomy places the organism in Eukaryota, Metazoa, Chordata, Mammalia, Chiroptera, Rhinolophidae.
ACGCACGCCCCGCCCCGUGCGGCCCUAGGACCCGCCGGCGUCGAGACCCGGGCUGUCCAGGCUCCGUGAGGUAAUGCCCCGGAAGGCAGGGGACGUGGAGGAGGCCGAGGAGGGCGCGGAAGAGCUGGGUGCUGAGGAGUCUGGCCCCGAAGAGUACGGCCGGGAAGAGGCGGCGGCGGACGAGUCCGGCCCUGAAGAGUCGGACCCGGAGGAGCCGGGCCCCGAGGAGGAGAUGGAGGCCGGGCGGCCGCUGCCGGUGCUGCGCUCGGUGAACUCACGCGAGCCGUCCCAGGUCAUUUUCUGCAACCGCAGCCCGCGCGUCGUGCUGCCGGUGUGGCUCAACUUCGACGGCGAGCCGCAGCCCUACCCCACGCUGCCGCCGGGCACGGGCCGCCGCAUCCACAGCUACCGAGGUCACCUUUGGCUCUUCCGAGAUGCAGGGACAUACGAUGGGCUUCUGGUUAACCAAACUGAACUGUUUGUGCCAUCUCUCAAUGUUGAUGGACAGCCAAUUUUUGCCAACAUCACACUGCCAGUGUACACCCUGAAAGAGCGAUGCCUUCAGGUUGUCCGAAGCCUAGUUAAGCCUGAGAAUUACAGGAGACUGGACAUCGUGAGAUCACUCUAUGAAGAUCUGGAAGACCACCCGAAUGUGAGGAAAGACCUGGAGCGGCUGACACAGGAGCAUAUUGAAAAUCAACGGAUGGAAGAGGAGACUGAAGAUUUUAAUUGAAAUUUGUACUCCUGAGUCUCAGCUUUUGAUGGAAUUGACCAGUCUUGAUCUAGAUAUAGGACUGGUCACUUAUUUUCAGUUUCAAAUUGUCUCAUUCUUGGAGUGAAAAAUGUUCCAUUGCUUAAAAGAAAGUGAACUGACUUCACUCGGUAUUGUGAUGUUUAGGGGCAAGUAUCACAAAUGUAAUUUAAGGCCCGCCCGUUCUAGAAGUAUUUAUCAAGGGAAAGUAGUUGCAUUUUUGCCUCUUAGUAAGUCAAGAAAGUUUCUGUGUAAGGACUUUUGUGUAAGUAAUUCAAUGAGAAUGGUAGCAUAUUCUUUGAUUAUAAGUAAGCAGUGGUGUCUGCUUUAAAUUGCUGUAUUGUGGUUGGUGAUGUGUCUGCCUCCCAUUUGGAGAAGACCAAGUGUCCUUGAAGCAGGGACAGAUCUGUUUCCUCUUUGAGACCCCAGUGCCUCGCACAUUAUGAGCCUUCAUCAGUGUUUGUUGAAUGAACAAACCAAUGGAUACUUUGGUAGAAAAUGUUUGCUCUUUGGGGGGGGUGUCAGGGGGGACCUUAAAGUGUAUACAGUAAAUGUUUUAAAAGGAAUCAUUUUUAUAGAAAGCACUUUUUAUAAUUUUCUAAGUUUUGCACUUGUUUCUGUUCACUAUUGUUACAGUGCUGUUUUAUUUCUGUUUAUAAACCAGGAUUACCUUUCUAAAGUUACUGUGAUGAUAGCUUAUUUGAAACUUGACUUGUGCACAGAAAAUAGGAGAAAAUAGCUGUCCUCUUGUUUAAUUCUAGUGUUAAGGAGCUACUACUGUACUGUAUAUAGGUUUUUGCCAAGUGUGGGCAUUUGUUUCUUUUUGUAAAUGUAUGACAUUUCUGUUUGGUUCAGCAUUUUCCAUCAGGCAGGAUCUGGUGAAACUUUGCACCCGCCUGGAGGAGAGGCUGAAGCCCUCUAACUUCUGGGAAGUUACUCCUCACACACAGUGGAAUACUUCUGUCAGGCAUCCUUUGUUUGUAACUAAUAGUUUAAAAAAUCCAGUAGAGAAAAUUUUGGAGAAGACAGAAAAGUAAAAGGAAGAAAAUGAUCACUGUGGGUACACAACUUAAAUACAACCACUAACUGAACAUUUUGAAGUUUUAACCUUUUUUAAAGGGCAACUUUUGGUUUAUUUUUACAUAGUUGAAAUCACAUUAUACAUACAGUUUUGUAUUCUUUCUCAUUUAACUUUAUAACUUAAUAUUUUUCCAUGGUAUUAUAAACAGGCUUCCUUUUGUAAAUGUUUGGAUAUUUCUUGGCAUCUUUAGUUCCUUAUGCUAACCUUUGAGCAGAAAUUCCUGUGCUCUGAAAUCACAGUGAAGUGAAACAAAUGCCCUAUAGUUUUCCCACUAUGCUUUUACGUUUCACUCAAUAUUACUUCCCUUUUCCAACAUUCUGCAAAUAAGUGUGGUGUUUUUUGUUUGUUUGUUUGUUUUUAAAAGCAUGUUGUAGGACUCAUUCAGUGACACACCUCUGAAUAUCUAAUUUUUUUGUUGAAUUGUUGAGUUCAGAAGGCAGCUGUUCAAGGGUGGGAUAGGAUGGGGAUUUAAGGAAGUCUGCUGGUGCUGGAUUAGUUCAACAUUGGUUUUAUUUUUUUAACCUGUCUUUGUGUCAAAAUGAGAUUUCACGUUCCUCUUGUUAAAACAUGCAGUUUGAGUAGUGUGUUUUGUGUUGUCCAAGGAAGAUUGAAGACCUGUAGCAUGAAUAAUACGUUUUUCAUUUGAAGUCUUAUGAAUGUAUUAAAUGUAUUGCCCAUAGGAGACUGAUGUUUCCUAUUUUGAGUUAAAAAAAAAAAAGCUGUUCUUUAAUACAUUAAAAGGUGCUGAGUAAAGGAAAUAGGUAGGGUGUGUGUAGUGUUAUUUUAACCAUGCUCUUCUCUCUUGGAGACUUGUGAAAGCUGCGUUUGUUUAAAGGCUUAAGGUGGGGAGGGGGGUAGCAGACACAACCAACUAGCUUCAUUCUCAAUCCUCUUUCCAACCCUGGAUUUAAAAAAAAAAAAAAGUUUCUUUUAGCUUUAUUUUUCUCCUAAAUGAAAUAUCACUAAAAAAAAAAUAUAAGCACUACAGAAAAGUAUUAAGAAGUAAAGUAUUCACAUUGGGAACAAAGUUUUUUUGUGUUUUCAUGAAAACAGAACUAAACAGACAUCUCACUGAAGAAGAUACACAGAGAGCAACUAAGCAUAUGAAAAAAUGCUUCAUUCACAUCAUACGCUAUUGGGGAAAUGAACAUAAAAAGAACAGUGAAAUACCACAAGGCACCUAUUAGGAAAGCCAAAAUCUGGAACACUGAACACCACAUGCUGACGAUACAGAGCAACAGGCACUCUCAUUUCCUGCUGGUGGGAAUGCAAAAUGGCACAGCCACUUUGGAAGGCAGUUUGGCAGUUUUCUUACUAAAUGUGCUCUUACCAGAGGAUCCACCAAUUGUGCUCCUUGGUAUUUACUCAAAGGAGUUGAAAACGUCUAAAACCCGGCACAUGGAUAUUUAUAGCAGCU